Molecule: messenger RNA, 1227 nt
Organism: Salvia splendens (bonfire salvia)
Lineage: Eukaryota; Viridiplantae; Streptophyta; Magnoliopsida; Lamiales; Lamiaceae
Product: exopolygalacturonase-like
Exons: 3
Coding region: 1-1227 (408 amino acids)
Biological process (GO): carbohydrate metabolic process
Molecular function (GO): polygalacturonase activity
Source: RefSeq, a predicted model, not a curated record
AUGUGUCAUUUUAUAGUUAUACAGACGAUCCACCAACAAUGGAGGAUGAAUAUGAUCGGAAAACCAUACAGAUUAAGGGCGGAUGCAAGUGAUCAGAUACUAUUGAAGGCAAAUUCCGAGAGGGUGUUCGACGUCAGAAAAUACGGAGCGAAGCGGGGCAUAGACAUCAGCCAGGCGUUGAUGAAAGCAUGGAAAGACGCAAUAGCAUCAACAACGCCAAGCAAGAUCCUGAUCCCAAAAGGCCAUUGGACACUGAGCCAAGCCCACAUGGAAGGGCCCAACAAGGCCCCAAUCAACCUUGCGGUGAGAGGCACCUUGCAAGCCUACCGGAACCCGGCCCAACUCCCCGUGAAAAGCCAAGAAUGGGUGACCAUCAACUACGUGAACCACCUGACCAUCUCGGGGGGUGGCGUGCUCGACGGGCAUGGCCAGCAAGCCUGGAAGAUGAAUAACUGCAACACAAACAAGAACUGCGUGAAGCUCCCCAUCAACUUGAGCUUGAACUUCAUCAACGACUCCAUCAUCCAAGACAUCACCACCAAGGACAGCAAGAACUUCCAUGUCAACUGCAUCUCCAGUCGCAACGUCACCUUCCAGCGCUUCACUGUCUCCGCCCCAGGUAACAGCCUUAACACUGACGGCAUCCACAUCGCCCGAGGCAACCACAUCAGGGUCCUCGACUCCAUCAUCAAGACGGGAGACGACUGCGUCUCCAUGGGGGACGACCUCAACGACGUCCUCAUCAGGAACGUGCAAUGCGGGCCCGGACACGGGAUCAGCAUCGGCAGUUUGGGGAAGAACGCGCAGGAGAAGAACAUCAAAGGGAUAACCGUGCAGGGGUGCACCUUCACCGGCACCCAGAACGGGGUCAGGAUCAAGACAUGGCCCUCUGCCCCGGCCACACUCACAGUCUCCGACCUCCACUUCCUCGACCUCACCAUGGUUAAUGCUGGAAACCCAAUUGUGUUUGAUCAGAAGUACUGCCCUUGGAACCAAUGUGACUUGCGUAGGCCCUCCCUGAUUAAGAUCAGCAACGUCGAGAUCAAGAACAUCAGGGGCACUAGCACCACCCCCGACGUUCUCAGCUUCAUGUGCAGCAAAGCCAAGCCGUGCGACAACAUCAGGAUAGGGCUCAUUGAUCUCAAAUACAAUGGAAAUAAGGCCAUCACCAUAUGUGAAAACAUUAGGCCUAUCUUUUCUGCCAGACAGACUCCCCGCGUCUGCUAG